This is a messenger RNA of Helianthus annuus (common sunflower), 5530 nucleotides long. RefSeq names its product LRR receptor-like serine/threonine-protein kinase EFR. The transcript has a single exon. Lineage: Eukaryota; Viridiplantae; Streptophyta; Magnoliopsida; Asterales; Asteraceae. The record is from RefSeq and is a predicted model, not a curated record. Gene Ontology annotation, molecular function: protein binding. Bases 2297 to 4021 code for a protein of 574 amino acids.
ACAAGAAUCCUCCACCCGGAAGAAACCAUUAGAUGAUUAGCCGCUCAUCUUGUUCGAUUGAUCGUCAAAAGCUUGAGAAACGGAUGAAUUCAUCUUCCGAACGAUUGAUUUUGUGAUGAGAAUGAUAAUGAUUGUUAAAGAAUGCUCCCAAAAGUGUGUCUUGUGCACCAAUUUUCGUCCCCAGGGUGCUGAUCCCGAGUAGGGUUUUGAUACCCUUUAAAUCCCCUUGAAAACAUCACAUUCGCGCUGCCCUUGUAUUCUCGCCGUAGGCUACGCUUACGGACAGUAGCAUACGGUCUGUAUCCUCUGUUUCUUGUUCUUGCUGGUCCGUAUGCUAUGCUAAUCAACCAUAGGUUACGUCCAAGACUUGCUGUACACUUUUUUUGGCUGAUGUAAAUGAACCGUAGGCUACGAUUAUAGAACCGUAGCUUACAUCGUGAACAUUGGCUCAAUAUUUGCUACUUUUCAACUUUCCAUUAUUGAAAUAUAGGCCCUUGGACUUCAUUGUUUCGUGUUUCUCGUACAUUCAAGCUAUCUCUUCGAUCCGAAACAUCUACUGAAUGAUGUAAUAUGUCUUGAUUUCCAUCCACGGUCGUUCCGCUUCAUCACCAAGCAUCCUAACUUCGCCGAAUUAUGCGAUUAACCUGUAAAACCACAAACUUUCGUAGUUAACAUAUUCAAAGCAUAUAAUCAUUUAAGCGGCAAUAAAACACGUAACAUAACACACUUUAACACCCGGGUUUCACCCUCUCCAUCAGCUUCAUUGGGGGAAUCGCGUAGUUUGUUACUUUAGCUCAAAAAGGAUAAGCUCCCUUGGAAUCAAGCUCCUCCUUCAAGAUCAAGCCCCUCCAUUGGCGUUUUCACAAUCACGCCAACACCAAUUUUGAUCGAAUCACGCCCCGGGGGCGGUGUACGGGGCAUUAUGGGGCAUGAUCUUCGCCACUUCACGCGCAAUCACAUUACCACUAUGUGUGGUCUAAGUGAGAAAAAUGGGUUGUCAAGCUAUAAGCUAUGUGUAAUAAAUGAGUUAAACAGGUUGUAGUAAAUAAGUUAAACUAUUAUUAAACAAUCGACCAUAUAAAUCUAUUGUUAUAGUUAUAUUUUAAAAGGGUUGAUGAGUAUCAAGCACGGAAAUGUUUAUUGAACGAGUCCGACAUAACAGUUACAACCCCCACACAACCAUACCUAGUAGAAUCCCACCAAUAGAAAAACUAUUGGUACGGCUUGAGGUGGAUAAAAUGUAGGCAAACCGUACCUCUCACCUAGGAUAAAGAGGUUGCUUUCAAAAAAAAAUCCCAGCUCUAAGGCUCCCUUUCUCAACAUAAAAAAAGUAUAUCUUGGUUAUUUUAUACGGCUGGCCUGCUUAAUUGUUUUUAUGUCCUGGCAUAUAUUGUUUUAAAGGUGGUGGUCAUUUGCAUCUUGGUUAUUUAUAUUACCUUCCCUUUCUUUAUUGACGACUAUAUGUCAAACAUCUUGGUUUUUAGUUCUUGUUCAUAUGCAUCGAACAAACAUGGGGUAAUGAUAGAAAUGUUUUUAUAGUUAUUAAUAACGCUAUAUCAAAUAUAAAAAAAAAUUUGGGAGGCUGGAUGACAACAUCCAACAAAUCCAAACCACUUCAAAUAACAAGAAUCACAAAAGGUUCAAAAAUUAAAUCAACUAUCAACUAAUAGGUAUAAAACAAACUUAUAUGGUGGGAAACCAGAAUGCAAUUUAGUGGAAGAAAAAAUAAGUCACUCACUCCACAAUCAGGAAGUCCGAUGAACAGAAAGUUUUGACAUGUGUAGAGCAGUAGAGGUGUACAAAACCCGGUUUGGGUCCAAACUGGUUUGGCCUAAACCGGUUCAGGUUAAGAACUAGUUUUAAGGUUGGGAGCCCCAACCCAUCCAAACCAAUUUGGAUCGGGUUCAAAACCGGGUUUUUUUAAUCAAUUUUUUUACGAGGGCUCAAAAUGGUUGGGGUUGGAACCGAUUCUCAACACAAAACGGGUCAGUUCCGGAUCGCCGGGCACAAACCGUUUUUUUGUACGUCUAUAAUAUACCUUAAAAGACGACUCUGUGACACUGAGGCAAACAAGAUCACACAUUCUCUUUAUCUUUGAUUGGGGACCGCUCAGACCAUAAGUUGUAAGUUGAUCUCGAGAGUGACCUUGGUAGAACUUUUCAACCACGUCACAAUCAAGAAGCCCAAUGACCACAGUUUUGAACUGGUCAAGUGCUGCGUCGCGUUUAUAUAAUCAUAUGUACCCGCAAAAGAAUAGAAAUAUACUGCAUUUGAUUCAACUACUCACUACUAAAAAAUGAGUGCCAGAUGGUUCCGUAUUGCGCCAUCAUUUCUCCUAGUCGUUGUGGUGCACUUUACAGCGUUUUUCAUACUCACCAACACGGAGACAGCACAGAACAGCAGUGGCGCUGUUAGCGAUCGUCUGGCAUUGCUCGCCAUCAAAUCCAUGAUUAGAGAUAACCCGCAAGGUCUCAUGACCUCAUGGAACGACUCCAACACUAACUUCUGCCAAUGGGAGGGUGUUGCUUGCGGCCGCCGCCACCAAAGAGUCACCUUCUUGGACCUCUCAUCCGGAGGCUUAACCGGUAUGCUGUCUCCUUCCAUCGGAAAUCUAAGCUUUCUCAAGAUGCUUCUGCUCUAUAACAACUCGUUUUCUGGUGAUAUACCGCCUGAAAUUGGCCGUCUCUUUAGAUUACAACAACUAGGUCUUUACAACAACUUUUUCACGGGGAACAUUCCAAUCACCAUAGGGAAUUGCUCCAACCUCCAAGUUUUAGUCUUGAGUAACAAUAAUCUGGUAGGCAAGAUCCCAGAUGCGGUUGGUUCAUUGUCCAUGCUAGAGGUACUCAUCCUUCACAGAAACAAUCUAGAAGGUGGGAUUCCUAUGUUCAUUGCGAAUCUUACAUUACUCGAUACACUUUCUCUCAGUAAUUGUACACUUGGUGGACGUUUUCCCGACGUGUUCCACCAGCUGACUAACUUGAAAAGGCUUACUUUUGCUGGAAACAACCUUGUUGGUACCAUCCCACCUUCUUUUUAUAAUUGUUCAUCUUUAGAACAAGUAUUUCUAGAUAAUAAUCAACUCACUGGUAGACUGCCCACUAACUUAGGCUCCAUAAUGCCUCGCCUUGCGGUACUUUAUUUGUCUAAUAACCGUUUAACAGGGCCCCUUCCACCAUCCCUUCUUGGUUCUCCACAACUAUAUGACCUUGAUGUAGAAGACAACUAUUUAUCAGGAAAACUAGUAACCACUUUUAAUAAUUCCUGUAAUUUGGAAUUCUUGUAUCUAGAUGGAAAUAGUUUUGGAAGUGAGGAAGACGAUGAAAUGAAGUUUAUAGAUGAUUUAUCUAGUUGCAGAAAGUUACAAAAACUAUAUCUCCAUUACAAUCAAUUCAAAGGUUUCCUGCCGGAGUCUUUAGGAAAUUUGCCGACUACACUAGAUAGUCUGAGUGUUGCUUUUAAUUAUUUUUCUGGUGAUCUUCCGUCAUCGAUUGGUAAUCUUACUGGUCUAACUCUACUGGACUUGUCAAGUAAUCAAUUCACAGGCACACUUCCAGUGACCAUUGGCAAUCUUACAAAUCUACAGAAGCUGGAUCUUACGAAUAAUACUUUCUCAGGGAAUAUUCCGGGUUCUUUAGGGAAUCUAUCAUUGAUGAUUGAACUCCACCUGACUUCAAAUGAUUUUACCGGUACCAUACCAUCAAGUUUAGGUUACUGUAAAAAGUUGAUAAGGUUAAACCUUGAUCAAAAUAACCUUACCGGAGAGAUACCUGGGCAACUAUUUGAAAUAUCGUCACUGUCGAUUAGCCUGAAUUUGGGUGAUAACCAAUUAUCAGGACAACUUCCCGUAGAGGUAGGCAAUCUUAAGAACUUAAAUGAAAUUAUUCUGGCAAAUAAUCGACUAACCGGCAGCAUUCCAAGCAGUCUCGGCAGCUGCAGCAGCCUUCAGUAUCUUGACUGUUGGAAUUCCUUGCAGUAUGCGAUAUUGAAUAAGGGUUCUGCAGAUCUCUUUUGUUCAUAAAAAUGAAUUGAUAAAACACUUGAAAAGAUACAUCCGAGUAUAUAUAUGUAUUCGGGGCAUACAUGAGAUAACCGCCCCAAAUGAUAAUGAAUAAAACAUACUAACCUAACAUAAGUUUAAUCUAAUAUGUGACAUAAAUAUAUAAUGAAUCUAGCUUAUAUAUAUAUUAAUUAUACUUGUCUAACACCCUCCCGUAAGCUAGAUCAUUUGAGCAUCAUGCGCAGUAGAGUCUUUAAACGUAAGAAGUCCUUUGGCUGUAAUGCUUUAGUCAUAAUAUCAGCCAAUUGAUCUUUAGUUGCACAGAACAAAAUUGUUACAUCUUCUCUUCGGAUUAGAUCUCUUAUGAAGUGAUAUUUGACCCGAAUGUGCUUGCUCUUACCAUGAUAUACCGGAUCUUUGGCUAGACAUAUAGUGGACUUAUUGUCACAGUAAAUAGGUAUUGAAUAAUUGUCCUUCCCUUGUAAUUCAUCUAAGAUUCCCUUUAACCAUAUUGCUUGACAUCCAGCUAAGGUGAGUGCCAUGUAUUCUGCCUCUGUUGAAGAGAGAGCAACUACCUUUUGCUUCUUUGAUUGCCAUGAUAUAGGUCCCGAUCCCAGGUGAAAGAUGUAUCCUGAUGUACUCUUACUAUCAUCCACAUUUCCUGCAUAGUCACUAUCACUAAAACCUACAAGUUUCUGUUUUCCACCCUUGGAGUAUGUAAUUCCUUGAUCAAGAGUUCCUUUAACAUACUUGAGUAUACGUUUGGCUGCCUCCCAAUGACUUCGUUUGGGAGAUUCCAUAAACCUGCUUACUUUACUCACUGCGAACAUUAUAUCUGGUCUAGUAUUUGUCAAGUACAUUAGACUUCCUACUAGGCUUCUAUACAUGCUUUCAUCUUUGAACUCUUCUGGAUCAUCCUUUGAUAACUUUAUCCCAUAUUCCAUCGGUGUUGAAACUGUGUUACAUUGAUUCAUUCUGUAUUUUUCCAGUAAAUUUCUCAUGUAUUUCUUUUGUGAUAAGAUUAUAUUGCCAUCUUCAUAGGAAACUUCCAUGCCGAGAAAGUAAUGCAGUUUUCCCAUGUCUGUCAUCUCAAAUUCCUUUUUCAUCUCAUCUUUGAAUUCAGAAAUUAACUUCAUAGAGUUACUGGCUAUGAUUAGAUCAUCCACAUAUAAGCAUAUUACCAAUUUUCCUUCUUUGGUACUUUUGAUGUACAAUGUAUGUUCAUAUGUACACUUCCUAAAGUUGUGGUGUAUAAAAUAUGUAUCUAUUCUGCUGUACCAGGCCCUUGGUGCCUGUUUUAAACCAUACAGGGCUCGUUUUAGAUGACAUACCUUGGUUUCUUCUCCAGGUUUGAUAUAUCCUUGUGGUUGAUCUAUAAAGACUUGUUCUUUCAGUUUUCCAUUUAAGAAUGCGGUUUUUACGUCCAUUUGGUGUAAAUACCAGUCAUUUUGAGCCGCGAGUGCCAGUACUAAACGAACUGUCUCGAACCUAAUUACUGGUGCAAAUACUUCUUGGUAAUCUAUUCCGAAU